Messenger RNA from Pseudophryne corroboree (corroboree frog), 2328 nucleotides. RefSeq names its product chromosome alignment maintaining phosphoprotein 1 (gene CHAMP1). Gene Ontology annotation, biological process: attachment of mitotic spindle microtubules to kinetochore. NCBI's taxonomy places the organism in Eukaryota, Metazoa, Chordata, Amphibia, Anura, Myobatrachidae. The record is from RefSeq and is a predicted model, not a curated record. The transcript has 2 exons. Bases 269 to 2209 code for a protein of 646 amino acids.
CCUCCGGUGCCCCCUAGUGGUGGUCUGACGGCCGUGCAUCCCUGGCGGCCCAGCGUCGCUGCGGAAGUGACGCCGUACGGCCCGCGAAUUUGACGCUCCAAAUUCGUGGUCUCUUUCGCCGGGAUCUUGAGCUGCAGCUCCCCGUUCUUUGCAUGUGCCCGCCCCGCAGCUUACCCUCGUCCUGGCGAUGAGUGGAUCUCAGCCCGGCAGAGAGAAGAGUGAUUGCACAGACAUCGAUUCAGGAUUACUUGCUAUUGAGAAUUGAACAAUGGAAGUCAUGCAUAAAUUCAAUGAGCUGGACUGUAACCGUUGCGGUUUCCAUGGAAGUGACUAUAAAAGUGUACAAAUUCACAUGGGAACCAUUCAUCCAGAAUUCUGUGAAGAAAUUGAUACAGCUGGUUUAGGAAAACUAGUAUUUUACCAGAAAAGUGCAAGAUUGUUCCAUUGUCACAGAUGCUUUUUCACAAGCAAGAUGUUCUCCAGUGUGUACUAUCAUAUUUUAGAUCGGCAUGCAGCACCUGACAAAUGGAGCAGUGUAACAAAACCUAUGGUAGAGCCUAAAUCAGAAGCCGUUUCAGUAGCGGGGUCUGAUAAGAAUGAUUCAGAAAGCGUGAUAAGUGAAGAUGAGAAAUCUAUAGAUGAGCAGGAUCAGAAGGACAAGUUACAUGAAGUUGUAAAAUCUGAAGAAAAUGACACACUCACAUCUUGGCCAGAGAAAAUGCCAAGUCAGGAUAACCAAGGUUUUUCAGAUAGUGAAUUUAAAAGCCGCAGCUUAGAGAAAGCAAGUGUAGUGUCCCCAGAGGCCAAAGAAUCUAGUAGUGACCCUGAUUUACCGGAGUCUGAAUCAAGCAGUAAUAUUAGCAAAGCAAACUCUGUGCAGGCCAAAGUUGGUAUGGAGUUUUCUGAUGAUGCAGCAUCAUCGCCAUCUAAAGACAUACCAGAAUUCUCUGAUGAAGAUGAAGAGCCUGCUUUACCUGGGGGCAUACCACAUUUUUCUGAAGAUGAAGAAACUGUAACUCCGACAAAGCAUGUAGUUGAGUCACCAGAUGCUCAAAUGUUAGCUGACCAGUCUAGGGGGAUUGAGGACAUAUCUGAGGAUGAGAUGCCACCUGAUGAAAUUACAGAUAAUGUAAGUGAAGAUGACAGAGCUCUAGCUCAAUCAAAGGAGCCUGAAGAUUCAUCUGAGGAAGAGGAGGCACUUGCCCCAGUUAAAGAAAUGAUGGAGUUUUCUGAGGAUGAAGAGGAGGAUACUCCUGUAUUGCCAAAGGAUAUCAUGGAGUUUUCAGAAGAUGAGGAAGAAGAACCUACUAAUUUACCAAAAAAUAUUGUAGAUUUUUCAGAAGAAGAAGAGACUACAAAUGUAUCUAAAAAUAUGGAUUUGUCAGAAGAAGAUGAAACCACAAACGCAACUAAAAAUAUAAUGGAGUUUUCAGAAGAGGAAGAAACUCCAGGUUUGUCAAAGGAUAUUAUGGAGUUUUCAGAAGAUGAGGACACUCCAGCAAUGCCAAAGAGCAUUAUGGAGUUUUCAGAAGAGGAGGACAUUUCUCCUCAGUCCAAAAAUAUGCCCAAAUAUUUAGAGGGUAACUCUACUCCAACUCAAUCAAAAGACUCUGAAUAUGUAGAAGAGGCAGAUGCUUCUACAAUAAAGGGAACAUCUCCAAUUUCAGAAGAAGAUGGAAUUGCUGAUGAGGGGACAUCUAUUCCUUCAAAGGAAACAAUAGAUUCAUCUAAAGGGGUCUUGCAGUUGUCAGAGUAUGCUAGUAAUCAAGAUGGACCUGAUCCUCUAGGCUCUGGAGACCUUUCUCUAAGUGCACCAGAUGCCCUGGAUGCAUUAGAUGAUAAAGAUGCCUUUCUCAAAGAUGAAGAAAUAUUGAAGCAUGUUAAACGUGUAAAAGGCAGGUUUCAUUGUUUGUUGUGCGAUUGUCGACCUUUAAAAAGACGUCCUAUUUUGCAUCAUUUGAUCACCAGACAUAAUAUGCCAAGUCCUUUCGUAUGCAAAACAUGUGGGAAGACCUUUGUGAUGGAGACCCAUCUGAAAAACCAUCUUUCUUCUCACACCAAAGGUUUAUUUAAAUGUCACAGAUGUAAUUUCCAGACUGACCAUGCAAGGGGUUUCAAGAAACACCAAACACAUUGUGAAAGCCGUCACAAAGACGAUCCCAAUAAAUCCGUUUUGGAUUUCCAGGAGGAUGACAACGAAGGAGACUGACUCUCUUUGCCAUCUUUAUUUAAGCUACAAUAUGUGCUCCUUAUUAUGAUGUAGAGAAGUUGUUUUUUUUUUUUAUUUCUUCCUAGAGACUUGUGGUAUCGUUUUUUCUUUUUUUUUUG